UGUCUCUCGGCUUCCGUUGCGCAUCGAGCAAGAUGGCAGCCUCCGAGACGGUUAGGCUACGGCUUCAAUUUGAUUACCCGCCGCCGGCCACCCCGCAUUGCACGUCCUUCUGGCUUCUCAUCGACUUGAACAGAUGCCGAUUUGUCACGGAUCUCAUCAGUCUCAUCCGCCAGCGCUUCGGCUUCAGUUCUGGGGCCCUCCUGGGCCUCUACUUGGACGGGGGGCUCUUGCCCCCAGCCGAGAGCGCGCGCCUCGUACGAGACAACGACAGCCUCAGAGUUAAAUUAGAAGAGAGAGGAGUUGCUGACAGUCCUGUAGCAGUUAGUAAUGGUGACAGUACUCCUUUAGUGGCUAGAAAAGCCAAGAAGCGGGCAUUUAAGUCGGAGGAGGAUGAAGAAACCGAACUCGAUUGCAGAAAUUCAAAGAAGCCCUGGAAGAGGCACGAGAACAUCAACAGUGAGAAGAACUUGGACCUGGAACCAAAAGCUGUCACAGAUCAGAGUGGGAGUCAAAAAAACAAGAGGAGAAAUAAAACCACGUGUAGUGUCAUGGAUGAUGACAACGACGACGAUGGAGAGACCGAAAGAAAAUCGUCAAAGAAAAAGGAGAAACGUGAAUACAAAAAACAGGCAAAGACGCCCAAGGCUCCUAAAGCACAGUCGGUGAAAGAGUGGCCCAUCCAGAAGGGCACGUCCCCAAAAGGUCCUCCUGCUAGAAACAACCUGGUGAAAGCCAAAAGGAAAAGUGGCGCAAGCCUUCGAACAAAAGAUAGUCCCGCUUCCUCCUCAGAGUCCGAGUCUUCUGGCGAAUCCACCAGUGAUGGUCUCAGCAAUGUCAUCUCGGAGGUCCGACGUUCCUCGGGGAAAACGUCGACCGAGGUGUCAAAGGAAGGACCCUCUGUGCAAACCACAGCUGCAAACAAAGUGACGACAAAAGCUGGCUGUACCUCUGCGCCCAUCAAGGGCAAGACCACCGGCACAUCCUCGUCUAGUUCCGACUCAAGUUCCGAGUCCGAUGACCCGUGCGUGAGGGCCAAGAAUGCCCGCGAGUGUGCGGCGGAGUCCUUAAAGCCUGGAGGCUUCUUGACCGGAAGAGCGUGCCCAGGGCCAUCGUCGCAGAUUCCAAAUGCCCCUGGUGGCAGGCAGGCCCUUGGUCCUCCUCCCAACGUGACUGUCCCCACCAGUAUGGGAAGAGGCUGGGGCAGAGGAGAGGACCUUCUUUCUUGGAAGGGGGCGAGGGGUCGGGGGAUGCGGGGGCGAGGUCGAGGCCGGGGGCCCGCCGGUCCCUGUGUUUUAAAUAGAAAUGCUGAGUAUCAGAAGCAACAGCAAUUGAAUGAAAUGGUGACAAACUCCUCUACGAUUAUCCAGAAUCCCGUCGAGACACGGAAGAGGGACUACAGUCUCUUACCGCUGUUAGCAGCUGCCCCUCAAGUUGGAGAAAAGAUUGCAUUUAAGCUUUUGGAACUGACAUCCGAUUAUUUUCCUGAUAUCUCUGACUACAAGGAAGGAAAAAUAUUAAGCCAUAAUCCGGAGACCCAGCAAGUAGACAUAGAAAUUCUUUCAUCCUUACCUGCCAUGAAAGAACCUGGGAAAUUUGAUUUGGUUUAUCACAACGAAAAUGGAGCUGAGGUAGUGGAGUACGCUGUGACGCAGGAGAAGAGGAUCACCGUUUUUUGGAGAGAGUUAAUUGAUCCAAGACUGAUCAUUGAAUCUCCAAGUAACACGUAAAGCGUGGAGCCUGCCUGAGUAUGACCUCUCCACCUCAUGGUUUAUAAAUGUCUUAUUUGUGAAAGUGACUAUAACCUGAACUUUUUUUUUUUUUUUUUUUAAAGAAGAUUUGAGAGUUGUAUGCGUUUUUGGUUAUCUUCACUUUACUGCAUAGAAAAAACUACCUCAUUGUUUAAAAUAACAGGGGUGUUGCUUUUGUAGCACGUCCCCCCACCCCUUCCAGGCUUAAUUUUAGUAGCAAAAUCUAAAACAUGACGUCAUUCCUUCAGGCAUUGUUUAUAAAGCAAUAUGUAUGGUUUCUUCUCUCUCUCUCUCCCUUUUUUUUUUUUUAAACCAACAAGUAGCCAUCGUCAUUAGGAGUUUAUAAUACCAAGUACAAUAAAUGCUGCGUAUCUUGUCUUCAUAAGUUUUACUAAGUAAUACUUUAAACCACAAAAGCAUGUUGCUUAAUUUUUGUUCACUUAAGUUGUUCCCUUCAAGGUGGGACAUCUUAUACAUUUCAAGUAUUUGAUACUUGUAAUUGUCAAAAGUUGGCAGGUAGUUGGGUUUGUGGCAGGCGUUGAGUUACGGAAUCCUUUCACACUUUGCUCAGCUUCGGAAUGAAGGACUCUCAGGGCCUGCGGAGAGCAGUGGACAUAAGAGUUCCCGUGUGCCUGGGGAAGAACAGGGGCGCCACUCGGGUGAGAGGAUUGACCAUCAGCUCAGACCAGGGUUCUCUUCCUGCAAGAUCUUGAGCACCUGGCUAAGCGUGCUGGAGUGAGGAUCUCACACAGAAACUUCCUUUUCUGUUAUUAUUCACACAAAGUGCUAAAAAGGCUAAAAUAUAUACUGUGAAAAUUGUUUUAACAAAACAUCAGAUCCCUCCUUCAGCUUUGCAUAUUUUUAAAUAAAAUCGUAUUGAACUGAA
Molecule: messenger RNA, 2634 nt
Organism: Phacochoerus africanus (Common warthog)
Lineage: Eukaryota; Metazoa; Chordata; Mammalia; Artiodactyla; Suidae
Gene: COIL
Product: coilin
Exons: 7
Coding region: 33-1727 (564 amino acids)
Biological process (GO): spliceosomal snRNP assembly
Cellular component (GO): Cajal body
Molecular function (GO): U2 snRNA binding; U1 snRNA binding
Source: RefSeq, a predicted model, not a curated record